GAUGGGGAAUUGCCAAGCGGCGGAGGCGGUGGCGGCGGCAGCGGUGAUCGAACACCCAGGAGGUAGGGUCGAGAGAGUCUACUGGACGGUCGCGGCGAGCAACGUCAUGGCCGCAAACCCUGGUCACUACGUCGCGGUUGUCGUCGUCGCUGCUCCGCGUAGCUCUGCUUCUGGUAACUCGUCGUCCUCUGCUUCCCCCGACGGCGACGGUGGUAGCCGUGCUGCUGCACCGGUGGCGCAUGUGAAGCUGCUCCGCCCCGACGAUCCCCUCCACAUCGGCCGCGUCUACCGCCUCGUCACCUUCGAAGAUGUGCUUAAAGUGUUCGGAUCGAGAAGACACGUGAAGCUAAGCAAGUUGAUAGCGAGGCAAGAGAGGAAGAAGAAGGCUAAGCUUCAGGAGAGCGACGAAGGAGGAGGAGGAAAUGCGAGCAAUGAGAGCUCUUCUGAAACGUGGUCAAGGCGGUAUUUGACAAUGUCGGGAAAAUUCCCCCGGAGUGCGGAUAUGUGGCGUGUUGGUCUUUACCUGUCUCCUGCUGCUGACAUGUCGAUACCAGACUCGUUUAAGGACGGGAACACGGAACACCGAGCGUUCGUAGACCGGUUGUGUAACGCCCAACAAAGGAUGGAGAGCGAGAAAGAAAGGAUAACAGUUUCGAGCUCAAAGCGACGUAAGCGGAGAUGUUAUGACUACUUACAAAUUGUCGAAGUGUGGGCUUUGGAGGCAAUUUGCAGAGCAUUGCAGAAGGGAGAGUUAGAUCAAUUUGCUCAUCAUCUCUACCUUUGA
Molecule: messenger RNA, 784 nt
Organism: Ananas comosus (pineapple)
Lineage: Eukaryota; Viridiplantae; Streptophyta; Magnoliopsida; Poales; Bromeliaceae
Exons: 4
Coding region: 2-784 (260 amino acids)
Source: RefSeq, a predicted model, not a curated record